AUGGCCAUCAUGUACGGUGGCCGACUCGAGUCCAACGCCUUUACCUCUGAGCUCUUCAUCCUCACCAUCGCUACCGGAACCUGGGCUGUGGGAGCAUCCAGCCCUUUACCCCGCAUCUACUCUGCUUGUACAAUCGCAGGUGACCAACUCAUCGUCUGGGGUGGACUCGUCACAUUGACGCAGAUGGCACCAAAAGAGGUCAUGAUCUACGACAUGAAGAGUAAUACCUGGGUGGAGCAGUAUACACCCACGGCACCUUAUGUGAACCAGACGGUUCCACCGAUCCCAGGUGCUGUUGAAGCGAGACCAUCAACAAAUGCGACCCUGUCCGCAGUGUCGCCGCCGGGUUCUACUGGCACAGAAGUAGCUUCCAGCGGUGGUGAUAGUGUUAUUGGUAUCAUCGCUGGAAGUGUUUUGGGUGUAUUGGGUAUGUGCUUUAUUAUAUUCGUGGCGUAUCAACAACGACAACGGCAGGGAGAGCAGGAUAUAGGAACUGGUAGAAGAGAAGAUGGUGCCACGGAUACCCGAGAGCCACAAGCCAUCAUCCCCACUGGGCCAGGAAUGAACGCGGCAACAACCCCAGCAACAGUACUCUACAGCCAGAACCCACAGGGAUCAGUCUACGGAUCAGCAGGAGGAUAUCAGGACCCUCAAAGUCCUCAUGGUGUCCAAGUCGCUGACGACAUACAAGUUCGACUGAGAGAAUUCAAGCAGAUGGAGUUAAGAGAGCAGCUCUUGACCCUCGAAGAGCAGGCACAAGCCUUCCAACCUGGUUCACAAUACCAACAACAACAGCAGUACCAGCAGCAGGUUCCAGUACAGUACCCGGUGACGAUGGGUGUGUCGCAUUACCCGGCGACGGUAGGGACGGUGCAGGCGUUGCCAGUGACGAAUUCCUCCGCGAUGGAACAGUAUUAUCCUGCGGCGUUUAUUGGCGAGCUAUGA
This is a messenger RNA of Linnemannia hyalina, 945 nucleotides long. Lineage: Eukaryota; Fungi; Mortierellomycota; Mortierellomycetes; Mortierellales; Mortierellaceae. The record is from the annotation of a GenBank genome assembly.